AUGAACGACCCCCUCUACUAUGCCAACGAGGCCCUCACUGGCGAGACCGUCCCCGCCCUCAAAACGUGUGUAGGGCGCCUCGUCGUCAAUGUGCGGGGCCGGCGCUACAUGUUUGCCAACAUUGACAACUGCGGUAUGUUUAUCCCGUUCGACGCCGCCAGUGCCAGUGGCCGGGUCCGGUUCUUCGGGACACGGAACCCGCGGAACAUGGCCCUGCAGCACAUGGUCGCCGGCCAGCUUGAGCAUAUUGUCAUUGCACCCGAAGACCAGAAGUUCCGCUUUGCACCGACCGCGCCCACCGACUUUUCCAAUGUCUUUGCGGUCACCCCGCUCACCUAUGGCCAGAACAUUGUCAACAUGACCAUCCGCAAAGGCACCCACUACCUCGGGCACGGCAUCCCCGACGACAACGGCUACAUGCAGGCCACCCUUACCCCAGACAGGGUCAGAAUGGAGAUUUUCCUCCUUGUCGAGAGUAUCGGCGCUAUGCGCGACACGGGUGUCUACUACAACAAGAACUACACGGGCGUUGUCGCCAACACGAGCGCCGACUGCAUCGCCGAGAGGAACAAGUGGAUCGCCACCCUGCCGCCCCCCAGCAUCCACCACGCACAGGUCAAGCUUAUCCUCGCCACCCCGUACGGCGAGAAGAUGUGUCUCACCACCCGGGCGUUCGGCGGCGACAGCACCGCCGCCGCCGCCACCGCCGCCGCCGCCGAUGUCGGCCGCCUGCACGCAGAGCCGCUCUACUACACAAUGGACGAGCAGUCCACUUUCCUGCUCGAAUACGUGAAGAACAACGAGUUCCGGGUGAGGGGACAGGGCGCCCAGGCCGGCAAGUACCUGGCCAGGGUCGGCGACAGCUACGACCUGGUGGGCGACAUUGGCCUGGAGCGGACAUCGCUCCUGCAUCUGCGCAUGCUCCACGGCGCCCAGAGCCAGGUCAUGCUCGACAUUACCCACGAGGGCCAGCCGCUCGUCCUGGUCAGAGACGGUCUGGCCGGCUACCUCCUGCAGCAGUCGCCCGCCGGAAUCGAUGCUAAUACUGAGUCCCAGGCCAUGCUAGUCUACGAGGGCCCGAACCUCCCCGAGUCCCCCUACAGCAAGCGCUGCUUCUCCGAGCUCGACACGCUCAUCCAGGUGGCCAAGGUCGAGCGCCGCAAAGAGCUCGCCAAGCCCCUGUUUGCCACGCGGUACAUUAUCUACAUGAUUAUAGUGGUCCUGAUCCUGAUCCUGGGCCGCAACAUGCUGUUCAAGCCCAGCACGCCCAAAAAGACCUAG
Sphaeroforma arctica JP610 is the source of this 1281-nucleotide messenger RNA. RefSeq lists its product as hypothetical. Bases 1 to 1281 code for a protein of 426 amino acids. The record is from RefSeq and is a predicted model, not a curated record. NCBI's taxonomy places the organism in Eukaryota, Ichthyosporea, Ichthyophonida. The transcript has a single exon.